CUACCCCCUUUCCAACCAAAACAUUUAAAAGGUCAGGAACUGUUCUGGAGCCAGCUGAACAAAGGGUGAUAUCUACAUAAUUUCGGAUUAGCCUUACCCGUAACAAUGGUGCCAUAUUACAAGAGAACUUGGAGGGACUUCAUCGACUCUACCCGCGAUGCCAUCGCCGAACUUGGUGCCGAAAUCGGCAUUUCCGAUGAGCCAGAGAGGAGGGUGAGAUGCGACAAGAUGGUGUUUGCUCACUACAUGCUAGGACUCACCUUGAAUCAUACCGCCAGGGACUGGGAGGAUGAAAUCAGAGCCGCCAAAGAGUGCGGCAUCGACGGAUUCGCACUAAACACGGGCUCUCAGGAUCACUGGCUUGAUGAGCAGUUAUCUUUGGCUUACCAGGCCGCUGAACGGGCUGGAGGCUUUGUCCUUUUCAUCUCUUUCGACUUUGCGUUUGAGUGGACAGUUCAGCAGGUGGUAGACUUGAUCAACCGGUUCAAGUAUUCGCCCGCGCAAUGUGUAGUUGAUGGGAGACCGUUUGUAUCGACGUUCGAGGGCCCUCAAUGGGCGGAAAACUGGGCCUUAGUCCGUCAAGCGACGGGCGGUAUCUUCCUCGUUCCGGACUGGGCCAGUCUUGGACCUCAUGGGGUUGCCCAGAAACUCGACAUCAUCGAUGGUGCCUUUUCUUGGGACGCAUGGCCAAAAGGAUGCAAUCACAAGAUGGGCCCGGAUGAAGAUCAUCUGUACUUGCAAGCCCUUCAAAUCGAAAAGCCAGGUAUCUUUGGGACACCAAACAACAAGCAUAAGUACAUGAUGGGCGUCAGUCCUUACUUUUAUACGAACCUCCCACAGUGGAACAAGAACUGGUACUGUUCUAGCGAAUCUCUCUGGUAUGACCGUUGGCAACAGAUUCUAGAGGUCCAGCCGGACUUUGUCGAGAUCAUCACUUGGAACGACUAUGGUGAAUCCAGCUACAUCUACGACCCUCAUCGAGAUGACCAGGUUGUGCCAGGAGCAGACGCUUACGUCAAGGGCCACUCACACGACGCCUACCGUGCCAUUCUGCCUCAUUUCAUCCAGGCUUACAAGGCAGGAAAGACCAAGGCUAAGCCACGAGAGCAUCUGGAAGACGUGGCAAUUGCAUGGUACCGCAGGACACCGGCCAGUGCAGGUCACCAUGGUGAAACCGUAUGGGGGCAAGGAGGCGACGCCUUGGCAGCACAUGGUGCGAAGGACGUCAUCUCCGUCGUCGCCAUCACCAAGGAGGAGAACACGGUGACUGUGACGCUCGGAGAUGGGCAACCGAGGGAGUUCCAAACGGCACGGGGAUCUUCGUACUUUGAGAUUCCGUUCGAUGAGACUACCCUUGGCCUCGUGAGACUGCAGUUGAACGGCCAAGUCACAGAAGGACCGGAUAUCCAUUGCAACUGUGAGGACAAGGUCAAUUUUAAUGCGGUGGUCAUCCAAGUUCCUGCUAAAAGGUGAUGUGGGGCGCGCAACUGAGGGUGCAAUGGGUUGAGUCAGCGAGGGGGUUCAUGAAGCGAUGAACCGAGGAUGUAAUGGCAGCGAGGGUC
This is a messenger RNA of Neurospora hispaniola, 1562 nucleotides long. RefSeq names its product glycoside hydrolase. The record is from RefSeq and is a predicted model, not a curated record. Lineage: Eukaryota; Fungi; Ascomycota; Sordariomycetes; Sordariales; Sordariaceae. Gene Ontology annotation, molecular function: glucan endo-1,3-alpha-glucosidase activity. The transcript is spliced from 9 exons. Bases 106 to 1473 code for a protein of 455 amino acids.